AUGCAGCAAGAAGGAGGAAGAAGAGGAGAAGGGAGAGUUGAGUUAAUGACUGCUCUUCAGCAGCAACAGCAACGGCAAAGGGUGAAACCAGAGAAUCAACAACCACAGUGCCCUCGUUGUGAAUCUAUCAAUACCAAGUUUUGUUAUUACAACAAUUACAGUCUGUCUCAGCCUCGUUAUUUCUGCAAGAGUUGCAGAAGGUACUGGACUCAAGGUGGAACCCUCCGGAACGUCCCUAUCGGCGGUGGUUGCCGAAAGGGGAAACGAUCCAAAAAGCCCCCUACGGCCGACAAUCCACCGACAGGAUCAAUGGCACAGCUACAGAAUCAGCAGCAACAAUUAAUUUCAGUCUCUGCUACAGCUUCCAAUGCUUCUGUUUCCGUAAUAUCCUCGGCCACAGGUCCUACUUCUUCUUCUAAUCCGAUCCCUUCCGUGUACUAUCCGGUUGGUGGAUUCUUGUCUUCCUUGGCAACAGUUGAUGAUCCUUUCAUUCAGCCCAUCAACUCUGGUAUUGGUGAUUUCGGGAUUUCCAAUUUGGCUCUGCUACAGGGAUUCGGAUACCCUUCUUUGACCUCACAGCAGCAGCUUCUUCUUCUUCAGGAAUCGCAAGAAUUCGACAUGGGCAGUAGAGGAACAAACGUAAUUCAAGGAAACGGCGCUAGCUCUUCUACUAUUACUACUCAUCAAGGUUGGCAACAAAGCUUUUUCGAUGCUACCAACGCAUCUGAACCAUCCAAUUGGACCAGCAGCGGCCCUGACAGCAACAGUAACAACACUGGUGGUGGUGGUGGUUCUUGGAUGUCUGAACCACCAGUUUAUGGUCCUCCUUAA
Molecule: messenger RNA, 831 nt
Organism: Telopea speciosissima
Lineage: Eukaryota; Viridiplantae; Streptophyta; Magnoliopsida; Proteales; Proteaceae
Product: dof zinc finger protein 4-like
Exons: 1
Coding region: 1-831 (276 amino acids)
Biological process (GO): regulation of DNA-templated transcription
Molecular function (GO): DNA-binding transcription factor activity; DNA binding
Source: RefSeq, a predicted model, not a curated record